AUGAAAACGAGAUCCAGCACCAAAGUUAAAGCAACUCCUGCUGUGGUUAAGGCCGCGAGGCCUAUGAAAAAGGUUAAGAGAGAAGCCGAAGAUGAUUUGGAGUUGGAGAACAAUAAGAAAGACGUGACUGAGAAGGAACAACCUGUUUCGACGGAGAUGAUGAAAGGAAUAGCUGAUCGUAUUCAACGGAUAGAAGAAAAGAUUUAUUUGUUGAUCUCAUCGAGUAGUUCAAGUAGUGGAGUUGGUGCAGCUGUUAAAACUGGCUCCGUAAAAGCCGAGCCAGAACGAAGUUCGUCUGAUGAUGAGCCUGCCGAGAAAAAGGCUGAAGAAGAUACCAAGACUCUUAAAGAGGAAAGCACUAGUGAUGAUUCUAGCGAGGAAUCUGAUGAAAAAGAGAUUGAUACUCGUUUUGGCCCUGUUGGUGGUCUUUUUGUCGGUGGUCCUUUUCGCGGUGGUCGGUGUGGUGGUCUUCGCCAAUGUACAAGAUGUUGA
Molecule: messenger RNA, 492 nt
Organism: Microthlaspi erraticum
Lineage: Eukaryota; Viridiplantae; Streptophyta; Magnoliopsida; Brassicales; Brassicaceae
Source: the annotation of a GenBank genome assembly